ACCAAACGUCGCGUCGAGCUUCAUCGACGCGAUUGUUGUUUGCUCGUGCUUAUUAUCUACUCUCAUCAAAUCAUUGUCUGAACCCACUAAAAGAGCUUCUUUUGCCAAAGAAUAUUGACUGAACUUGUGUCUGAUUCGUCUUCCCGUCCCUAAUUGAAUAUUGCAACAAUGGCAUAUAACGGCAUCGCUCAUAAGUACUCCAAACGCCUCAUCGCAUUCGAGCACAACCCUCGCCCACUAUCCAGCGCAGCGCCAAACACUUUGCUCUGGGUCGGAGGCCUAACAGAUGGCCUCCUCACCGUUCCGUACCCCUCCGCCAUCGCCAGUAAACUUCCAUCUGACUGGGUCAUAUCCGAAGUCCUCAUCUCCUCGUCCUACAAAGGCUGGGGUACUGGUAGCCUCGCUCGCGAUGCGCGUGAGCUCGGCGAAUGCGUGUCCUACUUUAGGAAGCUACGGCCAGAGACGAAGGUUGUAAUCAUGGGCCACUCAACGGGAUGUCAAGAUAUCAUGGAAUAUCUGCUUGGGAAGGGACACGAGGGGAGGGAGCCAUUGGACGGGGUCAUACUGCAGGGCGGUGUCAGUGAUCGAGAGGCAUGGGAGGACUACUAUAAAGAAGGGGAGAAAAGGAAAGAGCUGGAAGAAGCGAUUAGGAAAUCUAAGGAGUUGAUCGAUAUGGGCAAAGCCAAGGAGAUCUUGUCGCCCGAGAGCAACGCUGUAUUCAAGGAUAUGGGGGGACCACUCAACGCAUACCGGGCAUACUCCCUCCUCGCAAAGGGUGGAGAUGACGACUACUUCUCGAGCGACCUUUCCGACGAACACUUUGCGACAACGUUUGGCAAAAUCCCGAAGAGCACGCCGGUAUGCUUCCUGCUAGGAUCCAAAGACCCGUAUGUGCCUGCAAAAAUCGACAGAGCAGCAUUGCUUCAGCGCUGGACAAGGAUAAUUCGCGAAGGCGGCGGGGUUGUAGAUGACGAAGAUGGUGGCGUGAUUCCAGGGGCACACCACAAUCUUGACGAUGACCCUGAAGAAGUAGUCCAGGAUCUUGUCAAAAGGGUAUGCGGUUUUGUUACCGGGCUGGACAAGGACACAAGCCCCAAGUGGAAGAAGGCUGGGUCUCACCUUUGAUUCCACUGCGAUCACUGCAUGGUAAUAUAGUAUUGAACAAUGCUUCAAUGCGCAUCCAUCCUUGGAUUUGUGAUCUGGUACCGCAAUCACGCUCCUGUCACAACCAUAGGACGAUAGAGUGCGCAACGCGCCAUCGCAACAGAUGACAACCCUCCACGUGUGGUGCGGUCCUGUCAUCGAGACUCGUGUUGAGCUGACAUGCGAUCCGGAGAGUGGACAUUGUCUAACUCAGACUGUGUGAAUGUUUGUUGGCCAGGAUAAAGACAUAUACAGACGACGAAUAUAGGGCUAUAGACUUCUUCAGUACGAUGUAUUAUCGCGUGCUCUAAGCAUCGCCAUGCCCCUCGGCU
Molecule: messenger RNA, 1475 nt
Organism: Alternaria alternata
Lineage: Eukaryota; Fungi; Ascomycota; Dothideomycetes; Pleosporales; Pleosporaceae
Product: DUF1749-domain-containing protein
Exons: 1
Coding region: 169-1125 (318 amino acids)
Source: RefSeq, a predicted model, not a curated record